UACGCAGUUUUUGCAACAAAAAACCCGUUGGGGUACCCGAUUGCUUCUUCUUCCUCGCGUCCUCCUCUUCGGCCCUCUUCUUCUUGUCAGGCGACGGCGGUUGGGCAGUUGUGCUUGGCCUUUUCUUUUCUUUUAUUCUCUUUCUCCUCCGUCACUUCGUCGGCCAUUCGCAUCUCUGAGCGCCAUGUGUGUGAGAUGGCCGCGGCUAUUAUCGCCGACUCAUCUCUCACAGCUUAUACGUCGACAGAAGAAUCCAUUGACAGCUUUGGAUCUCUUCAACGAAGCUCAAACCAGAUAUCCGAGCUACCGGCAUAAUGGCCCUGUCUAUGCCACAAUGAUCAACAUCUUGCGAAGCUCGGGCCGGAUUAUUGAAAUGAAAGAAGUUGUUAAUCGAAUGAAAGAAGAUCUAUGCCCGUGCCGGGAUUCUGUCAUCGCUGGCGUAAUCGAGACGUACAUGGAUGCCGGCAUGGUCGAAGAUGCGAUCUCUCUGUUCAAGAGUCUUCCCGAGUUUAAUUGUGUCAACUACACACGAUCUUUCCACACGUUGUUGGAGAAGUUGGUUCGAGAUUCCAAGCUCGAAACUUGUUGCCAAUUGUUUGUCGAGCAUUGCCGCGGUUGGGAAAUUAGUUCCCGAAUGUAUUCGUUGAAUUUGCUGAUGGAUGUUCUUUGUCGGAUGCGCCGUUCUGAUCUUGCUAUUCGAGUUUUUCAGGAAAUGGGGAAUCAGUGGUGCGAUCCCGGACGGGAAACCUACCGGAUUUUGAUGAGGGGUUUGUGUAACGACGGGAGACUUUCCGAUGCGACGCAAUUGCUGUUCUUGAUGUUCGGUAGGAUUUCCCGCAAGGGUUGCGGCGCCGACGUUUCGAUAUAUCGAAUGCUACUCGAGGCUUUGUGCGACAACGGGGACGUCGACGAGGCUGUGGAAAUUCUCGGGAAGAUCUUGCGGAGAGGUCUUCGGGUCCCGAAACGAUACUUCAAGCAGCUCGAUAAAACCCAAUUUCGUGUCGAAGACGUGAAAUCUUUGAUCAACGAGGCUUUGAUUCGGGGCGGAGUUCCGAGCUCGGACAGUUACCGAGCAAUGGCGGUCGAUCUCUACUCCGAAGGAAAUAUCGUCGGCGGCGACAACGUGCUCGACGAAAUGCGGGAAAAGGGCUUCCGAUCGUCGCCGCAGAUAUUCGAAGCUAAGAUCGCCGCGUUAUUUGCCGCAGGCGAGGUCGAUCGAGCGGUCGAAUGUGUUCGAAACGACAUGAUAGAGAACGGGUGCGUUCCGACCGUGCGGGUUCACAAUGCCGUCGUGAAAGGGCUGUGCGAUGCGGGAGAAUCCGCUCGGGCGGUUCGAUACUUCGGGACGAUGUCGAAGCAAGUCGGGAUCGUUCCUGACAGGGAAACGUACGUCUAUUUGGUCGAUGGAUUGUGCUGCGACGGCGACUACGCGGAAGCGAGUCGAGUGAUGGAUAAGAUGGUGAUGAGUUCGUUCUGGCCGAGCGACGAGAUGUAUACGAAAGUUAUUCGCGGGCUUUGCUCGACGGGGAAGACUUUUACGGCGGCGGUGUUUCUGGAGGAGAUGAUCGGGCAAGGUAAGAUUCCGGCAGCGUCCGUGUGGUGUUCGUUGGUGUCGUCUGUUGUUUGUCGUGAGGUUUUGUGGAAAGAGGUUUUGUUUGUGACAUUACGAGAGUUGGAAAAUUAGGUAUGAACAUUGUUGAUACCAUGAAAAAUAAGAUGAACAAGAAAAUAUAUAUUAAACUAAUUAUGCAAUGGCAGGUAAAAUUUGAAAAUAUUGAGAGUUCGAAUCUGCGAUUUGAC
Andrographis paniculata is the source of this 1800-nucleotide messenger RNA. RefSeq names its product pentatricopeptide repeat-containing protein At1g05600. Gene Ontology annotation, molecular function: protein binding. The record is from RefSeq and is a predicted model, not a curated record. NCBI's taxonomy places the organism in Eukaryota, Viridiplantae, Streptophyta, Magnoliopsida, Lamiales, Acanthaceae. The transcript has 2 exons. Bases 185 to 1684 code for a protein of 499 amino acids.